Nicotiana tabacum (common tobacco) is the source of this 1104-nucleotide messenger RNA. Lineage: Eukaryota; Viridiplantae; Streptophyta; Magnoliopsida; Solanales; Solanaceae. The record is from RefSeq and is a predicted model, not a curated record.
AUGUUUAAGAGCCUACCUGAAGAUUUGGCACACCACAUUGUGCAGAAUAUUAGACCAGCAACUGAAAGUUCACAGUUAGAUACUCCUUUCUGGAUGCUUGAAAUAAGGGGACAUUUUACAGUAAAGUCUGCAUGGGAUUACGUGCGAAGAAGAGCCAACCCAAGAUUAGCUUACAAGAUGAUAUGGGUAAAAGGUUUACCUUUCAAGAUAUCCUUCUUCCUGUGGAAGGUUUGGAAAGCCAAACUGCCACUUGAUGAUUUCUUGCGUAAACUAGGAUACUCAAUGCCAUCUAAAUGUUGGUGCUGUGCUGAUCCUAAGGAGGAGUCAUUACUACAUUUGUUCUUCACAUCCAAUGCAGCUAAAAGUGUUUGGACUUACUUCCUGAGGAGAGCAAGAAUUGCAUUAGAUGGAAACAAUUUGAAAUAUGGAGAAGCAGUGUCAGUGAGCAGAGUUAUUUACCAGGUGUCGUCUACUGUGCAAGCACUUGUCCAACUGAAAAAGCCUGGACUACGUGUGCCUCAGAAGUGGCUGGACUUACUGAAAAUGAUGGAUCAAUACACACCUCGACUAAAAUAUGAUAAAGUUUUACGGGAAUUUCCUUCAAGAGGAUGGAUCAAAGUGAAUACGGAUGGAGCAUGUAGAGGGAACCCAGAGAGGAGUUCAACUGGUUUCUGCAUAAGGGAUGAGGUAGGUGAUUUGAUAUAUGCAGAAGGAAGGGAGAUUUCUGAAGGAACCAACAAUGAAUCAGAAGCGGUAGCUAUUGUGGAGGCAUUGAAGAUGUGCAAAAAUCUUAAUUAUUUCCAGAUAUGGCUGCAGAGAGAUUCUAUGCUAUUAAAGAACAUUAUAGAGGAAUCAUGGAAGCCUCCUUGGUAUAUUACUGAACAUGUAGAGGAGAUUUUAAGAUUGAAGGAACAAAGUAUCAUCAAGGUCACACACAUAUUCAGAGAAGGGAAUACAUUAGCAGACCACCUUGCCAAUUAUGCUCUAGAUGAAGGAAAUACUGAAUGCCAUGGUUUCUGGGAUAUGGACUCAAAAGGAAGGAGGAUUAUUAACGAAGAUAAGAUGCAAUGUCCUUACAUAAGAGUGAAGGUUGCAAGGAAUUAG